CAUCAGUGCUUGUAUCUGCUGUGUUCAGGUUCAGGUUUUGAUGCUGAAUAUAAGCUGCAGUGUUUCUGUAUCAAUCUGCUUUAAGUUUAGUGUGACUUUAUCUCCACACUGACUUAUGACUGACACGAGUCUGUCCUCAGUGAAGUGUCUCUUCACGCUGGAGGAGGAGUCCCGCUCAUCAGCGCUGACACUUUAUUGAUAUAUAUGGAGAAAAUAAAAAUGCUGCUUUCUGAUUUGUCACUGAUUGUGUUUGAUGAUUUCCUCUGUUGUGUCUAAUAAGGUAACAGUGAGUGUCAUUGGCAGCUGUGAGUCUCUCUCUCUCUUUAGGGGGCUGACAGGAGCCAGUUUCUUCAGUGUGUUUGAGGGAGCAGACGAGAAACUUGUGCUGACAGAGUCAAACAGACGGUGUGACGAGCAGAAGAAGAUGGAGGGAUGUGUGACACUCAUUUUACUCUCCUCUAUGAUCACUAUAACCACAUCUGACUUCAAAACUGUUAGGUUGGUCAGUGACCACAGUCUCUGUGCUGGUCGAGUGGAGGUUCAUCAUGAUGGUCAGUGGGGAACAGUGUGUGAUGAUGACUGGGAUAUGAAUGAUGCUGCAGUGGUGUGUAGAGAACUGGACUGUGGAGAGGCUGUAGAGGCUCUGGAUGAGGCUCGUUUUGGACAAGGAUCAGGACCAAUCUGGAUGGAUGAUGUGGACUGUAGUGGAUCAGAGUCAACAUUGAAGAACUGUACAUCAGGAGGAUGGGGUGUUAAUGACUGUGGUCAUGGUGAAGAUGCUGGAGUCAGAUGCUCUGGUGAGCUGCUCCAUACAUUACACUGUUACUGCAACACUCAUCAGACUUUCAUCCAUUCAGACACCAUAUAUGAAUUGUAA
Labeo rohita (rohu) is the source of this 877-nucleotide messenger RNA. Its product is annotated as deleted in malignant brain tumors 1 protein-like. The transcript has 2 exons. Lineage: Eukaryota; Metazoa; Chordata; Actinopteri; Cypriniformes; Cyprinidae. Gene Ontology annotation, cellular component: membrane. The record is from RefSeq and is a predicted model, not a curated record. The coding region runs from base 254 to 877 and encodes 207 amino acids.